Molecule: messenger RNA, 285 nt
Organism: Phaeoacremonium minimum UCRPA7
Lineage: Eukaryota; Fungi; Ascomycota; Sordariomycetes; Togniniales; Togniniaceae
Exons: 3
Coding region: 1-285 (94 amino acids)
Source: RefSeq, a predicted model, not a curated record
AUGGAGAGCCAGAACCAGACCCAAUUCGAGAACACGAUGCAGGAGGAGGCUCCCGCCAUGCGCGACACCUCUCCCACAGCCUCGUCGCCAGUCGACCGACGGGAAAGCGUCGAGUGGGACGCAUCCAAGGUGCCGCCCAGCCGGUUCCAGAAGCGCAAGGGCUCCAUCUACGCCGUGCCCGCCUCGCGCGACGGCCACGUCGAGAACAACUACGCCUCAAAAUACCACGAGAAGCUCGCCGAGAAGGGCUGGGGCGGCCGGAAGAAGUCUGUCUCGAGCAACUAG